Molecule: messenger RNA, 8570 nt
Organism: Electrophorus electricus (electric eel)
Lineage: Eukaryota; Metazoa; Chordata; Actinopteri; Gymnotiformes; Gymnotidae
Gene: notch2
Product: notch receptor 2
Biological process (GO): multicellular organism development; cellular response to tumor cell; regulation of developmental process
Cellular component (GO): signaling receptor complex; membrane
Molecular function (GO): protein binding; calcium ion binding; signaling receptor activity
Source: RefSeq, a predicted model, not a curated record
GGCUAAUCUGAGUCACACCAAGAGGACGCGAAAAGAAGUGAGAAUUCCUCCGCCGCGAUACAGAAGAAAGAAGAAUUAGGAUAGGUUGCGCAAACCAAGAGGCCUCUGAGUGUAAGAUAAUACACGAUGUUUCUAUUAAACUUAACUGAGUAUUGACGUCUUUUCAAAAUGUACUUUCAAAGAUCGGCGAAUUUCGCAAACGCAUCACGAACUAUAGAUCCUCCCGUAACUUGUGCGGAAGUAGAUCGUCGUCUGCGAUGUCGGUGACGCGGCGGAGAAGAGAGAAGUUGAGCGAGCUCGUAACGUUCACCUCAGCGCGAACAUACGAACGAAAAACCGCCAUACUCGAGCAUUAUAUGGACCCCUGCGCUCGCCCAUAACAGUCUGACAGCGAACAACACCUUCGCUGUUCUCUUAAAUUAGUUUUCCAGUCGUUCACCAGAGGUGGGAGAAGAAUUGAAGAUUAGCUGAGCUAACCUCGUACGAAGAAGGAGCACAGCCUCGCGCUGGCGACUCUAUGUGGAUUUUACAGAAACUAUGGGUCCGUUUCCCGGUGUCUCUUCAGGCAGAGUCAUUUUCCUCGUCGUCUGCUGGGUUCCGCUUUUAUGUGCUCUGCAGUGCCAGGGACCCGAAAUGCCGUGUGUGAACAAUGGUAGCUGUGUCACCUUUGCCAAUGGAACAGGAUACUGCAGUUGUACUCCAGGCUUUCUGGGGGAAUACUGUGAGUUUAAAGACAGGUGUCAAGCAGGCUACUGUAAGAAUGGGGGUAACUGCACAGGGACAAGUGUGGAGAUCCCCCCAGUGCCCACCUGUACGUGCCCUCUGGGGUUUUCUGGCACGAACUGCGAAACCCAGAUCAACUCUUCCUGUUACCCCCGUAACCCUUGUGCCAAUGGGGGGAGGUGCUCCCUGCUCCCACACGACAUGUACAGGUGCCAUUGCACCCCUGGCUGGACAGGUGUGCGGUGUGAGAGAGAGGACAGUUGUGUGUCCUCUCCAUGUGCAAAUGGUGGAUCCUGCACCUCUGCCACUGCUGGAAAAUACCACUGUUCCUGUCUGCCCGGUUACCAUGGUUCCCGUUGCCUUAACGACACAGAAGACUGCAUGCAGAACCCACUGAUUUGCCAGAACGGAGGCCGGUGCGCGAAUGUUCUGGGGGUGUACCGGUGCCAAUGCACCGCAGGGUUCACGGGGACACGCUGCGAGUCCCCCUACAUGCCCUGCUCUCCCUCGCCCUGCCUGAACGGAGGAACCUGCAGACCGACGUCAGCCAGCAGCUACUACUGCCACUGCCUCCCAGGUUUUAAUGGCACCAACUGUGAGGUGAACAUUGAUGACUGCCCGGACAAUCAGUGUCAGAAUGGAGGAACUUGCAUGGAUGGAGUUAACACAUAUAACUGCCAGUGUCCCCCAGAAUGGACUGGCCAGUUCUGCACUGACGACGUGGACGAGUGCCGUCUGCAGCCCAACACCUGUCAGAACGGAGGCACCUGCAGCAACACGGUGGGCGGCUACUCCUGCGUGUGUGUGAACGGGUGGAGUGGACUCGACUGCUCGGAGAACAUUGACGACUGCGCUCUCCACCCCUGCCUCACCGGUGUCUGUCAGGACCGCGUCGCCUCCUUCUUCUGCAGCUGCCCAUUCGGCAAGACCGGUUUGCUGUGUCACGUUGAUGAUGCGUGCAUUAGCAACCCGUGCAGGGCAGGAUCUCAGUGUGACACCAACCCUGUUAAUGGCAAGUUCAACUGCAACUGUCCCUCCGGAUACAAAGGGAACACAUGCAACGAUGACAUCGAUGAAUGCACCAUCGGGCCGAACCCAUGCGAGCAUGGCGGUACGUGUAAGAACACGCCGGGCUCGUUCACGUGUCAAUGCUCAAGUGGGUACACCGGCCCCCGGUGUGAACAGGACGUGAACGAGUGUGGCUCCAACCCUUGCCAGAACGAUGCCACCUGUCUGGACAAGAUAGGAGGGUACUCCUGCAUAUGCAUGCAAGGUUUUGUUGGAGACCACUGCGAGAUUGACGUAAAUGAAUGUGCAAGCUCACCGUGUCUCAACAGUGGCAAAUGCCUUGACCAGGUCAACCGAUUCGUCUGUGAAUGCCCUCAAGGCUUUUCUGGAGAGAUGUGUCAGGUGGACAUAGAUGAGUGCGCCAGCACUCCGUGUCAUAAUGGAGCAAAGUGCAUCGACCGGCCCAACGGCUACGAGUGCGAGUGUGCAGAAGGUUUCACGGGUGCUCUGUGUAUGGAGAACAUUGAUGACUGCAUCCCAAAGCGCUGCCAUCACGGCGUGUGUAAGGACGGCAUCGCCACGUUCACGUGCGAGUGCUUUCCAGGGUAUAUGGGCCGCAUUUGCAGCGAGCAGGUGAAGGAGUGUUACAGCGACCCCUGUCAGAACGGAGGUCACUGUGUCGACCUCGUCAAUGGAUACCAGUGCAACUGCCUACCGGGGACGUCAGGUGGGAAUUGUGAGAACAAUCACGAUGACUGUGCCAGCAACCCCUGUGUCCAUGGCACCUGUGAAGAUGGAAUUAAUGAGUACAAGUGUGUGUGUAAGCCUGGUUACACAGGUGAGCGCUGCACAGAGGACAUAGAUGAGUGCAGCUCCAGCCCAUGUUUGAGUGGAGGGACCUGUUUGGAUAAGCCCAAUGGCUUCCAGUGCCAGUGUCCCACAGGCACACACGGUCUGCUGUGCCACUCUGGGGUGGAUCACUGUGCCCCUCAGCCCUGCCUUCACGGAAGGUGUGUCGAGGAACAAGACAGGUACCAUUGUGAGUGUGAGCUUGGCUUUGAGGGUCAGAACUGUGAGAUGGAGAGGAAUGAAUGUGAGUCCAACCCUUGUCAGCAUGGGGGAGAUUGUAUAGACAACCUGGCCAGCUACACCUGCAGGUGCACACGUGGAUACAGAGGUUUGAACUGUGAGAUCAAUAUUGAUGAGUGUGUUUCAAAUCCGUGUUUGAAUCAGGGAACCUGCAUCGAUGGUGUCAAUGGCUACACCUGCCGCUGUACUUUGCCUUACACAGGACGACACUGUGAGGAAGAGUUGGUGCCGUGUGCGUCUCGGCCGUGUACGAGAGGCGUGUGUGAGCCCUCACUGAAUUAUACCUCCUACACUUGCAAGUGCCCCACAGGCUGGCAAGGGGCCCAGUGUACAGAGGAUGUGGAUGAAUGCCGGAGCAGUGUGUGUCAGAACGGUGCGCGGUGUAUGAAUAUGCAGGGCAGGUACUUGUGUGAGUGUCCUGUUGGUUACAACGGCCACAACUGCCAAAACAACAUCGAUGACUGCAGCUCCGACCCGUGCAUCAACGGUGGCACAUGCGUGGACAAGGUGGGCCGCUUCUCCUGCGAGUGCAGGCCCGGCUUCUAUGGCGAGCGCUGCGAGGAGGAGGUGAACGAGUGCAACAGUUCCCCCUGCAUGCAUGGAGGAACCUGCGCUGACUACGUCAACAGCUACACGUGUCAGUGUCCGCCCGGCUACAACGGCAUCAACUGUGAACGCAACAUUCCCGAAUGCACAGAGACCUCCUGUCUGAACAACGGGACGUGUGUGGACGGUAUAAGCCAGUUCACGUGCCGGUGUCGUCCUGGUUUCACUGGUCUGUUCUGUCAGUAUGAGAUUGACGAGUGUGAAUCGCAGCCAUGCAAAAAUGGGGGUACUUGUAUGGACGGCCUGGGCACCUACCGAUGCACCUGCCCCAAGGAAUACAGCGGCCACAACUGCCAGUCCCUGGCUGACCUGUGCAGAAACAUCCAAUGUAAGAAUGGAGGGAAGUGUGUGCAGAAUAUGACCACGUGGGUGUGUCGCUGCCCUCAGGGCUGGACGGGGCUCUACUGUGACAUCCCCAAUGUGAGCUGCCAGAGUGCAGCUGUGAGUAAAGGUGUGUCUGUGGACCUGCUGUGCCAAAACGGUGGGCGGUGUGAGAACACAGAGAAAACACACCGCUGUACAUGUGAGAUCGGCUGGGAGGGCAGUUACUGCGAGAGGGAGACCGAUGAGUGUCUGUCAAACCCCUGCAGGAACGGGGCCAAGUGCACAGACUACCGGGGUGGCUACUACUGCAAGUGUAAGCCAGGCUAUCAGGGUGUGAACUGUGAGUAUGAUGUGAAUGAGUGCAAGUCAACCCCCUGUCAAAACGGAGGCACCUGCAUCAACCUGGUCAACCGCUACUCCUGCGCCUGUCCCCCGGGUACAAAAGGUCUGAACUGUGAGGAGGAUGUAGACGAGUGCUCACCUGAGUUCAGCCCUCGUUGCUUUAACGGUGGGCGAUGUGUGAACAGUGUGGGCCGGUACACGUGCGCGUGUCCACAUGGGUUCACGGGGGACUACUGUGAAGGUGACAUUAACGAGUGUCUCUCUGCCCCCUGCCACGCCCCUGGUAGCAUCGACUGUGUCCAGCUGGCCAAUGACUACCAAUGCCGCUGUCGCCUUGGUUACACAGGUCGUCACUGUGAGUCGAUGGUGGACUUGUGUCAGUCAAAACCUUGCCAUAAUGGAGGCCUGUGUUUCAUGAACAUGAGUUCAGUCCACGGAUACAGCUGCACCUGCCUCCCUGGAUACAAGGGCUUCAACUGCGGUGAGACGGAGAGCAUCACCUGUGCCAGCCUGGGUUGUCAGAACGGAGGGCGUUGCCAGGAGUUGCUAUCGGGACGCCUGCAGUGUCAGUGUCCGCUGGGCUUCUCCGGUGCUCGUUGCGAGAACACUCCGUCCCAGUCAUGCCAGUGUCAGAAUGGGGGCAUGUGUGUCUUCGACCCCUACAAGCCCAGCACCUUCUCAUGCAAGUGUCAUCCUGGCUACAACGGGGAACACUGCCAGUACACGGGCAGCGACCACACCUCCUCCUGCCCCUACUUGGAGUGUCAGGAGCGCUCGCGAGACCGGGUCUGCGACCCGCAGUGCAAGAACCAGGAGUGCGAAUGGGACGGGGGCGACUGUUCCCUGCACUGGCCGCACCCCUGGGAGAACUGCACUGCGCAGGUGAACUGCUGGGAGCUCUUCCACAACGGCCGCUGCGACCCGGAAUGUAACAACCCAGGCUGCCUCUUCGACAGCUUCGAGUGUCAGAAGACGUCACCCUCUGGCUCCAGCACCUGCAAAUACGAGAGGUACUGUCAGGACCAUUACCAGAACGGCCACUGUAAUCAAGGCUGUAACACGGAGGAGUGUGGCUGGGACGGGCUGGACUGCUCGACGGACACACCGGCCCAGCUGGCCGAGGGCACGCUGGUGUUGGUUGUCCUGUUGCAGCCCAGCGAGCUUCUGGGAGACCUGAAGGGCUUCCUGCGCUCCCUGGGGAACCUCCUCCACACCAACCUGCAUGUCAGACUGGACCAAAAGCAGCAGCUCAUGGUCUACCCGUACUACGGCAUCGAGGAGGACCACGCCCACAUGGGGGGCGGGGACACGAGGAAACUGGGCAAGCGAGAGCUGGAGAAGGAGGUCAUUGGGUCCAAGGUGUAUCUGGAGAUUGAUAACAGACAGUGUGUCCAGAACUCCAACGACUGUUUCUCCAGGACCGACCUGGCUGCCUCCUACCUGGCUGCGGAGUACCUGAAAGCGGAUCUGCCUUAUCCCAUCUUCGCUGUGUCCAGUGACCCUCCCUCUGACCCCUCGCCCCCUCAGCCCAUGCCUCCUCUCCUCUACCUGGUUGCUGUGGCAGCAGCCAUCAUCCUUCUGAUCCUGGUGUUGGGCGUUUUGGCCGCCAAGAGGAAGAGGAAGAACGGCAUCCUCUGGCUGCCUGAUGGCUUCCUGAGUAAGGACAGUAAGAGGCGUGAGCCCGUGGGCCAGGACGACUUUGGCAUGAAAAACCUGCAGAAGCCUCAGGAUGGAGGUCUGUUGGAUGGCAGUGCUGGACAUCACUGGCCAGAGGAAGAACAUGUGUCCAAGAAACCAAGGAUGGAGGACAAGCCCUUGCUCCCGGUCGGCGUGGACUCUGGGGUGGACCGCCGGGAAUGGACUCUUCAGCACCGGAAGGCUGCUGACAUCACACUGACGCCCCCGCAGGCGGAAAUCGACCUGGACUGUCUGGACGUCAACGUGAAGGGACCCGACGGUUUCACCCCUCUCAUGCUGGCGUCACUGCGCUGUGGCGGUAGCCCCGAAUGCGGCAGCGUCCUGGCCGACGAAGAGGAGGAGAGUGGUGCCGAUGAGCCCGGCACCAACAUCAUUACUGACCUCAUUGCCCAGGGCGCCACCCUCAACGCCCAGACUGACCGCACAGGCGAGACCGCCCUCCACCUGGCCGCCCGCUACGCCCGGGCCGACGCGGCCAAGCGCCUGCUGGACGCCGGGGCUGACCCCAACGCCCACGACAACAUGGGUCGCACUCCCCUCCAUGCGGCUGUCGCCGCAGAUGCACAAGGAGUGUUCCAGAUUCUGAUCCGUAACCGGGCGACCGAACUGGAUGCCCGCAUGAACGACGGCACCACUCCGCUCAUCCUGGCCGCCAGGCUGGCUGUGGAGGGCAUGCUGGAGGAACUGGUCCACUGCCACGCCGACGUCAACGCCGUGGACGACCACGGUAAGUCUGCCCUGCACUGGGCAGCUGCCGUCAACAACGUGGAGGCCACCCUGGUGCUGCUGAAGAACGGAGCCAAUCGAGACAUGCAGGAUAACAAGGAGGAGACGCCGCUGUUUCUGGCAGCCAGGGAGGGCAGCUUCGAGGCCGCCCAGGUCCUGUUGGACCACUACUCUAACCGCGACAUCACCGACCACCUGGACAGGUUGCCCCGGGAUACGGCUCAGGAACGCAUGCACCAUGACAUCGUCCGUCUGCUGGACCAGUACAACCUGGUGCAGAGCUCUGGCCCCUCCCAUAUGGGCUCGGGCGGAGGACAUGCCUCCGUUGGCUGUGGUAAUGGAACUGGAUUUUUGGGCAUGCGCCCAGGACCCCAAGGCAAGAAGAACCGUCGUGGAGGGAAAAUGAGCGGGGCUGCCAGUGGAGGAGGCGGAGCCAAGGAGCUGAAAGACAUGAAGGCGAAGCGGAGGAAGAAGCCGGCGGGAGACGAAGCCCCGGGAUUGGCUGCGGGUAGCGUGGCGACGGCGGUUGCUACGGCAACGGGCAGCAGUAACGUCACCAAAUCUGCAGCCACUACUGCCAGCACGGGCGGACUUGCUGAGAGCUCAGUGACCAUGUCACCGGUGGAGUCGCUGGAGUCUCCGCAUUCAUACACCGUUGCUCCAACAGGUGGUGCCAACGUGGCCAACUCCCCGCCCCUGAUGACCAGCCCAUCCGCACGCCCCCUCCUGCCACCUGUAAGCCACAUGCUAGGGCAGCAGCCAAGCUGGGUGGGCGUGGCCAAGCACGCCUUCAAUGGUCACGUGUUCGGCCACGUGCUGCACCCGAUGGCGCCGGGUCACGUGGGCUUGCCGCAGCACCACAGUUCUGGAGUGCUGACGCCCAUGAAUGUCACGAUGAGCCGAGAGCAGCUCCCGCCGAUCGUCACCUUCCAGAUGAUGACAGCUGGAGGAAGCCAAGCGCUCCUGAAGCCCAACCAGCAGGGGGCGCUGCAGGCUCCGUCUCAGAGCCAGGGCCAGAGCCUCAGCCAGCAGGCCUCCCACCUGCACUGCAGCCAGGUGAUGUACCCCAUGCCAGAGUUGGGACUCCAACACGGCAUGCCCCACCCCCAUGGCCACGCCCUCCCCCAUGGCCUGGCAGAUGGCCAGGUACGGCAGGUGACACCCUACCAGCAGCUGCAAAGCCCUGUGGAUAAAUACCCCACCCCGCCCUCACAACACAGUUACACCACCGCAGGGUCGAACGGAACCACCCCAGGGCACCCUGCCCAACCCCCAAGCGAGCACCCCUACCUCACACCCUCGCCCGAGUCCCCCGACCCCUGGUCUUCGUCCUCUCCCCACUCCAACUCGGACUGGUCCGACGUCACCACCAGCCCCACACCGCUCGCUAACCCCCACACGCUGCCCCUGUCCCGCCGCACACACAUUCCUGAGCGGCCACAGCUCCAGCAGCCUCCUGCCCCCCAGCCGGGGCAGGUCACGCCCCCCUCACAGCCUCCACAGCCCCCUCGGAAUGGUGUAUAUGCGUAGACACACGGGGCAGAACAAUUACCCCCCACCUCCCCCCAGCCAGGUCCGGCUACACUCCACACGGCUCAGCCUGGUGGGUUAGGUUCACUGUGGUGCAGACGUUUGGGUCAACAGACUGGUACUUGGUCUUAAUGGUUGAGUGAGAGUGAGAGUGAGAGUGAGAGUGAGUCUCAUUGCCCAUCUGCAUGCUUUUUUACACUAUGCACAUGGUCCACUGGGGUUUUUUAUGUGAACCUCUAAGCCCCCAGUAACUCACCCUUCAGUGACCCCGAGAAAGAUUGAACUUUUCUCGAGAGAUCCUUGUAGAAUUAGCAAAACUGAAGACUGUCAGAAUGGAGGGCUCCAAAAACCAAACAGCAGACGACAGCCAUCCAGGGAGAAGCUGAGUUGAAUGCUUGGCCCACUGAGGAUACUUGAGACUUUAUCUCUGGACAAUCAUUAAAGACAAACCCAAAUAGCUAGACUUCAGUUUUGUCACCGUGUUGGAAGGUUUUAUUUCUGAAGGAAAUCUGAACUCUUACAAU